Molecule: messenger RNA, 362 nt
Organism: Podarcis raffonei (Aeolian wall lizard)
Lineage: Eukaryota; Metazoa; Chordata; Lepidosauria; Squamata; Lacertidae
Product: interferon alpha-inducible protein 27-like protein 2A
Exons: 1
Coding region: 27-281 (84 amino acids)
Biological process (GO): apoptotic signaling pathway
Cellular component (GO): mitochondrion; membrane
Source: RefSeq, a predicted model, not a curated record
AGAGGCGUGGGUCUCUUAAAGCCAACAUGGUGGGCGCUCCAGCAGUGGCCACGAUUGGUGUCCCAGCAGCACUGGGAGCAGCAGGCUUCACUGGAGCUGGAAUUGUGGCUGGCUCUCUGGCUGCAAAAAUGAUGUCGGCAGCGGCCAUCGCCAAUGGUGGAGGAGUAGCAGCUGGGAGCGCUGUUGCCGCACUUCAGUCAGUCGGUGCUGCUGGGCUGUCCACUGCUACCACAGCUGCAGUGACAGCUGGUGGAGCACUGCUGGCUGCCAUCUUCCCUUAAGAAGAAGACACACAUACGCAGAGGCCAUAUCUACUUGGAAAAGCAGUACUUGGAAGAUUAUGCUUUGCCGUCAACAGCAUA